Cicer arietinum (chickpea) is the source of this 1884-nucleotide messenger RNA. Its product is annotated as probable plastidic glucose transporter 3. Gene Ontology annotation, biological process: monosaccharide transmembrane transport. The record is from RefSeq and is a predicted model, not a curated record. Gene Ontology annotation, cellular component: membrane. Lineage: Eukaryota; Viridiplantae; Streptophyta; Magnoliopsida; Fabales; Fabaceae. Gene Ontology annotation, molecular function: hexose transmembrane transporter activity.
CAUCAAUCAACUGCCAUCAAUACAACAACACACUUCACUCUCCCUUUCCUCAUUCAAUUGCAUCAUCAUUUUCUUCCAAAACUUCUUCAUUUCCAAAUCUUCAUCAUUUUACAACAACAAAGUCAAGGAACCUAUUUGAAUUGAAAGGUGCUGUUUUGUGAGGUUAAAUUUGGAGAAGGCUUUUCAUUCGAUUCGCAAUGCGAGGAAGACAACGAGUAGCAUCAAGGGAGUCCAUGGUAGCACAAGAUAAAGAUGGAAAUCCAGCUUCAGUGCGUGUGCCGAUUGCCAAACCUUGUUGGCGGCGCUCUUUGCGGCAUGUAAUAGUGGCUUCUCUUUCCUCAUUCUUAUAUGGCUACCAUAUUGGAGUAGUCAACGAAACCUUAGAGAGCAUUUCUAUAGAUCUUGGCUUUAGCGGGAAUACAUUGGCCGAAGGUCUUGUAGUGAGUAUAUGUUUAGGAGGUGCUUUUGUUGGAUCACUAUUCAGUGGGUGGAUUGCCGAUGGGGUUGGGCGUAAAAGAAGUUUCCAGUUGUGUGCUUUGCCUAUGAUCAUUGGAGCAGCAAUGAGUGCAACAGCAAAAUCCCUCUGGGGCAUGCUUUUGGGAAGGUUAUUUGUUGGUACUGGAAUGGGACUUGGCCCCCCUGUUGCAGCUCUUUAUGUAGCUGAGGUAUCACCUCCAGCUGUGCGGGGUACUUUUGGUGGCUUAACUCAAAUUUCAACGUGUCUUGGACUCAUGGGUGCUCUCUUUAUAGGAAUCCCUGCCAAAGAAAUAGUUGGUUGGUGGCGGAUUUGUUUCUGGAUUUCUGUGAUCCCUGCUACUAUACUUGCUCUUUUCAUGGAGAUCAGUGCAGAGAGUCCUCAUUGGCUUUUCAAGAGAGGAAGAACCAUUGAAGCUGAAGCUGAAUUUGAAAAACUCUUGGGAGGAGUACAUGUGAAACCUGCAAUGAGUGAACUGUCAAAGAGUGACAGAGGUGAUGAGUCUGGCUCAGUAAAACUCUCAGAAUUAUUGUAUGGCUGUCAUGCCAGAGUGAUGUUCAUUGGAUCUGCGCUUUUUGCUUUGCAGCAGCUGUCCGGCAUAAAUGCUGUUUUCUAUUUCUCUUCAGCCGUCUUUGAAAGCUUUGGUGUACCAUCUUAUAUGGGCAACACAUUCGUUGGAAUUUGCAAUUUAGUAGGGUCGGUUAUUUCAAUGAUUCUGAUGGAUAAACUUGGAAGGAAAGUGCUUCUCUUGGGUAGCUUUUUAGGCAUGGCUGCAUCAAUGAGUCUACAAGUCAUCGCUGCAAGUUCUUUUGUACCAGGAUUUGGAGCUAUGUAUCUAUCUGUCGGUGGCAUGUUGCUGUUUGUGCUAUCAUUUGCUCUUGGUGCUGGUCCAGUUCCUUGUCUCCUCAUGUCCGAAAUAUUACCCGGCAAGAUCAGAGCCAAGGCAAUGGCAAUAUGCUUGGCUGUGCAUUGGGUGAUAAACUUCUUCGUCGGUCUAUUAUUUUUGCGGUUGCUGGAACAAUUGGGAGCACAACUCUUGUACAGUAUUUUUGGUUCAUUUUGUUUGUUGGCUGUGAUUUUUGUGAAGAAAUAUGUUCUCGAAACAAAAGGGAAGUCACUACAAGAAAUUGAGAUUGCACUUCUUGCACAAGAAGCAACCUAAAGGUGCCAUAUUGGAUGAAGUAUAGGCAUAUUUUAAUUUGUUGAAUGAGUUGUAGAAACAUUUUUGGUUAAGGAAAAGAUAAAGAAAGAACUUGUUUAGCAUAAUAUUUGGCCAUUGCAUUAGUUGAAAUGGUAAGCUUUUUUUGUGACUUGUAACACAAGUAAGAGACUGUAUAACAUGAGUAAUUGUUUUAUGUUUGGUUUAAAAAUAUAUAAUUGCAGGAUAUAGGGCCAAAAUUAAGGGAUGA